Molecule: messenger RNA, 1134 nt
Organism: Terrapene triunguis (Three-toed box turtle)
Lineage: Eukaryota; Metazoa; Chordata; Testudines; Emydidae
Gene: SAXO5
Product: testis expressed 45
Exons: 6
Coding region: 1-1134 (377 amino acids)
Source: RefSeq, a predicted model, not a curated record
AUGGCAGCCACUGGCCAGUCGUUAAUCCCAGCCCCGCUCACAGGGAUUCCCUUCCUAAAGGCCUCACAUUUUCAGAUAGGGUUUGACCAUAGACCACAGGGAAACGUUGUUGAAUCUCCUUUCCGCACUGAUUUCCCUCCCUUAUGGGGCAGUUACAAACCAGACCCAAUUCUGCUUCCAAACUCCAAGGGUGUUUUGAAUCAGGAUAUGGAUAAAGCCAGGGAAACCUGGUCAGAAACCCACCUGGCAUUUCCAGUGAGAUCCCUGGAACCAAAGCCCAAAGUCUGUCCACCAGAAUCUCACCUCCAAAUGCAUGCAGAUUCCCAGACCAAAAUUUUCACCUCAACUGCAAGGGAGAGCUACCCUUGGCCAGACGUGACUCUGCAGGGACCAGCCUCCACCAGAGCUGAUUACAAUAAGGAGGAAGAUCAUUUUCCUUGUGGAGACAAAGACAAACUAAAGCUCCUGCCUUCUGUCUAUCGUUUUUCAUACCCAGCGUAUGAGAUAUUUGAGCCCAUUGCCAAAGCGCCAUGUGUGCAUCUGGGAGGAAUUCCCACAAUUAAAGGUGACAGAUGCUCCUACUAUGGCACUUCUUAUCAAGCACAGUUUGAGGGUGGCUGGAUCCCUCCUGUGAAGUCCUGUGGAAAGAGCAAGUCUUCCAUUGUGUUUGGAGACCCCAGGAGCAGUGUCAGCACCAGCGAGGAGAAACGUGCCUACGCUCUCCAGGACACAAGGAACCACAGAGUCUAUGACAAAGAAUGUGCUGCCUUCCAAAUACACAAGACGAACAUCAAGCCAGGGGAUGGUCGCACCAGAUUCUUUACUGUGACACUGGAGUCGUUCCCACGGCGAGAGCUAGGUAAAGGCACUGUCACGACCACACAGGCUAUGCUGGUCCCGCACAGACAGUGGAUGCUCCGGCCCUCAGAAGAGUCGCUGCAGCAGAUAAAAUACUCUCACCUGGUCCCGCCGUGGCAGGGGCAGCGCUUCUUUGGGACUGAGCAUCAAGAUGAGUUCACCCCCAAGUACAGCGGCCCUGUGACUAUCUGCGGGGGGAACUUCCAAGUGAGCAGCGUCCCCCUGGGCACCCUGAAGAAGUACAACCCCCAGAGGCGCAUGGUCUUUGCAACAUGA